UCGGUUUAUGCUAUCAUACGGUAAGGCAAGAAAUUCUGCGAUUCCGGUCCACUUUCGGCUGUGUUGCCUGUUUUGCUCACUUCACUCGCGUGCGUUUCUGUGCCUUGGUGUGUACUCUCUUCACUUACCUCAUCCUCCGAAACCGGUUAAAAGUGAGUGGACUGUCGAUUGUCCAGCGCUAAUUUGUGCAAUCCGUAACCCGGCCGUGUGAGUUCGUGAUUCCCAUUUGUCCCGCGGCAGGCGAACGAGCAUUUCCUUUGUCGCAGUGUCCUUCGCGAAUGUACGUUUGGAUAGCCUAUGCGCGCCUGUGCCACACUGCGGCACCGUAAGGGUUGCCGGGUCGGAUAGAAUCCGUGAAGUGCAUCCCUCGCUGUGCUCUCAAGCAACUUGUCCACCCUUCCCAGUUUCAUCACUCAACCGAAGCUGCAUCACCAGUGGCACACAUCUGCCACAAGAAAGAAACAAAGGCAAAGUUCAAUUCAAAUACAAACUACAGCUAUCAAUCAAAGCAACUAAAAGAUCCAAACGGAUUUUUUAAUAAGUUGAAAAAAACACAUACAAACAGAGAACAUGUACUAUCCAAUAUCGGAGCUACCGUCACCGCAGACCUUCCCCACCAGCAGUAUGGCACCGGGCGAAGGCCAUGUUAAAAAAUACUACCGUAAAGCCGAACACAGAAUCUUCGUCAAUCGAUCGAUGCACCUGGAAAACAUCAAGUUCUAUGGCUUCGAUAUGGACUACACGAUUGCAGAGUACAAAUCACCGCAGUACGAACAGCUCGGGUUUGAUCUGGUGAAGGAGCGGCUGGUGAACCUUGGUUAUCCGGCGGAAAUUCGCCAGUUCGAGUACGACCCAUCGUUCCCGGUGCGCGGUCUCUGGUUCGAUUCGCUCUACGGGAACCUGCUCAAGGUGGACGCGUACGGCAACAUACUCGUGUGCGUCCAUGGCUUCGAGUUCCUCAAGCAUCACCAGGUGUACGAGCUGUACCCGAACAAAUUCCUGCAGCUGGAUGAGAGCCGCGUGUACGUACUGAACACGCUGUUCAACCUACCUGAGACCUAUUUGCUCGCGUGUCUGGUGGACUUCUUCACACAUUCGCCGCAGUACGCGGAGCAAGUCGAUCGCACUGGUGUGAAGUACGGUGAGCUAUUCAUGUCGUUCAAGUCGAUCUUCCAGGAUGUGCGCGGUGCCGUCGACUGGGUGCAUAUCUACGGCGAUCUGAAGAAGAAAACACUUGAGAACCUCGACGAGUACGUGAAGAAAGACGAGCGGCUACCGAUGGUAUUGUCGCGUAUACGCGAGUCGGGUGCAAAGCUCUUCCUGUUGACGAACAGCGAUUACAUGUUCACCGAUCGCAUCAUGACGUUCCUGUUCGACUUCCCGCACGGUGGCAAACCGGAUGAACCACAUCGCGACUGGAAGACGUACUUUGACACGAUCGUGGUGGACGCACGCAAACCGUUGUUCUUCGGUGAGGGCACCAUACUGCGUCAGGUUGACACCAGUACCGGGGCACUGAAGGUCGGCACCCAUAUGGGUCCGCUGCAGGCAAACCAGGUCUACUCCGGCGGUUCGUGCGAUGUGUUUACCAAGCUGAUCGGUGCGAAGGGCAAGGACGUGCUGUACAUCGGUGACCACAUCUUUGGCGAUAUUCUGAAGAGCAAAAAGAUUCGGGGCUGGCGCACGUUCCUGAUCGUGCCGGAGCUGGUGCAGGAGCUGCACGUCUGGACGGACAAGUGUCAGCUGUUUGCGCAGCUACAGCAGUUGGACGUGCGGCUCGGCGAUCUGUACAAGAAUCUCGAUUCAAGUGCGAAGGAAAAGCCAGACAUUCGAUCGGUACGCACCGCGAUUCGGGACGUGACGCACAAGAUGGAUCUGGCGUACGGUAUGAUGGGUUCGCUGUUCCGUUCCGGCUCCCGGCAGACGUUUUUCGCCGGGCAGGUGGUACGGUACGCGGAUCUGUACGCGGCCACCAUACUGAACCUGAUGUACUACCCGUUCUCGUACAUGUUUCGGGCACCCGCUAUGCUGCUCCCGCAUGAGUCGACCGUUGCGCACGAGCAACGAUUCACGCUCGAUGCACCGAUGAUUCAGCGUACCAGACCGCCACGCACCGAGCAGGUGCCACCUGUUCCCGCACCGCACGAGCUGGAUGAUGAGGAGGAGACCGAAGGUGAUGCUCGUGAUCCACAGGGCGAUGAUUCCAAAGAACUUGGACGGCUGCUGCUUGGUACGCCGCAACCUUCUUCGCUUCCUUCUGCGACCGGGUCGGAACUGAGCGUGUCGGUACCGCACACACGUCCCGAAACGCCACGCUCUGUCACGCACACGCACGACGAGGACUAUUCGGACGAAGACAGCGAUGAUCAGAAGCGCACCAAAGCUGGCGAUGGCCAUACGCCCGGUGAAGCGUCCACCACGCAAUCAUAAUCACACAUGCCCGUGCUCCAACUCCAUCCACCCGCGAUUGCUCCAGCUUCAUUUCUUCCAAACCCCUUUCCAGUUCCAAAUACUUUACUCUAUUUACGCCAGUCACCAUCGUAGGAUUGAAUCCUUCAAAACGGUCUAUAGCACAAACUGGAAUUUCCCGACUAUAUCCACUAAACUUUUCCGAUAUCCUUUCCUUCCACAAUGGUUCUGAGACAGAUAGCAUCAGCUUAAUUUAUUCGAAUGAGAUUGCCGAUCCGGACUAUAUUCCGUUUAUCUGCCGGUCCCAAAACAGGAAGCGUUUACAUCACGAUUUCCCUCCCAUGAUAUAAAAUUGAGGUUGGCUUAAAGGCUUUAUAGGAGUCGUUUUGCCAGGACUAAUGAACAUAUUUAACAUUUACAAACGAAGUAAGGGCGUUUGUUUUAGAGUUAGCUUCCUUGAAACCAACCACAUCCUAGACAGAUUGUUGGGCUUGUUGCGGUGUUAUUACAAUAUAGGAGCUGUUAAAAAAUUUCACGUAUGUUACAGGGAGCUUAAGUUAAGGGGAAGAGAUGCGUAUGAUUCGUACAAAAAGGAUAGGUUAUUUACCCAUAUAAGCUGCGGCGUUACAAGCGAUGAAAUUUAGUAUCAAGCUUGCUCGGUCGCUUAAUUUCCAUUCAAAAGUAACUCUAAAUCAUAGUUCCGUUGGCUCUUGAUGUUUUCCUCACAGUCACUUUCAGCGGCUAUGCUGGAUCUCUUUUUGGGUGACGUGUAAAAUGUGUUUCAUGUAUUUACAUUUUGUUUUUUUUUAGAUUUUUUUGUGGCAAAUGUGGUAUGAUGAAUUAAUUAAAGGAACUUAUUUAAUCGAUUUUAUUUCACUUUAUCGCGCACUGUUCGAUUAGGAUAUAAUUAGGAGGUCUUCCCCAAGAACUCAAUAGAGACUCAAGGGUUUUCCUUAUCGCCCGUGGCCCCGCAGCUGUGGGGUAUUAUUACAAUAGCCGGCACACACGCACACGACAGUGUAACUCCUUCAAAUUACAAACGCGCUACACCUAGUAAUAGUGAACCAGGCAACGAAUCUCGUAA
This is a messenger RNA of Anopheles moucheti, 3493 nucleotides long. It is a transcript of the gene Nt5b, whose product is annotated as cytosolic purine 5'-nucleotidase. The transcript is spliced from 7 exons. Gene Ontology annotation, molecular function: 5'-nucleotidase activity. NCBI's taxonomy places the organism in Eukaryota, Metazoa, Arthropoda, Insecta, Diptera, Culicidae. The coding region runs from base 571 to 2430 and encodes 619 amino acids. The record is from RefSeq and is a predicted model, not a curated record.